AUGGGCGUGCCAUUGCGUAGCAGGCCGCGCGCAAGCAGCAGAUUGUUUAUGUACGUUGCCGCCGUCUUCAGAUUGGCCCGAGCACCAAAGGCCAAGGCAGAAGGCAUGGCGGAAGGGGAAAGAGCGACCAGGUUUGCUCCUGGCUCGCCUGAGCAGCCCAAACCAGCGCUCAGGCCACCAAGUGCCCCGUUGGCAAUCCCGCUGCUCGCCGCUCCACUAUCCCGACUUCCCGACUCCCGACUCCUCUUCCUCCUCCUCCUCCUCCUUCUCCUCCUCCCUCCGCUCCCUAUCUCUCUCUCCCCAAGGCCCCCCAAGGGCUCCCAAGUCUCCCAAGGCUUCCAGGCUCCCGCCCCCAAACCUCAGCUACCACAGAUUUAG
Messenger RNA from Plenodomus lingam JN3, 378 nucleotides. RefSeq lists its product as uncharacterized. Lineage: Eukaryota; Fungi; Ascomycota; Dothideomycetes; Pleosporales; Leptosphaeriaceae. The record is from RefSeq and is a predicted model, not a curated record.